This is a messenger RNA of Gryllus bimaculatus (two-spotted cricket), 660 nucleotides long. Lineage: Eukaryota; Metazoa; Arthropoda; Insecta; Orthoptera; Gryllidae. The record is from the annotation of a GenBank genome assembly.
AAAUAUGUACAAACCUACUAGUCUACGGGGGUUGGUUUUGAUGUGUUGCGUUGCUGUUUGUCGUGUUGUGUGAUUCCACAGAUAUUUGAUGGUUUAUUUCUUUGCUGCGGUUAUCGAUUUCCUAUCUUUUAAGAUAUGCAGAAGGUAUCUGCGAGUUUUUAAAAAUUGGAGAAAUGUCUGAAAGCAAAAAGCUGUACAAAAUGUGAAUUCGGGUACAGAUCCAACCGAAAGUAAUGCUCAGGACAUGUCACUGAAGCUAUGAUUGACAAGCGCUACCUAUCGACCUACUUCUUCAUUGAUCUCAUUCCUAUAAUACCGUAUGGUUAUGUGUGGAGAGCCCACAGCGAUUUAACUGCACUUGAAUAUCAGGCAGGCGAGUUUUUUAUACUCUUGCGAAUCGUCCGUAUUUAUUCAGUUCAUCAAUACUUUAUGCAGGCUGCAGAGAGGUUUCGCUUCAGCAGCAUUGCGAAACGACUAUCGGAAUACGUGAAAUAUAAGCAGGUGCCUUUGGAGCUGGAGAAGCGCUUGGUGGAAUUCUAUAGAUACUGCUUCCGUCAAAACUUCUACAGGGAACCGGCCAUUCUCGAAUUCCUCUCAGGACAAUUGAGGCAGAAAACUAUCUUAUUUCAAACUUUAAAAUCUAUAAAUAAAACUAUCUUA